This is a messenger RNA of Chara braunii, 4856 nucleotides long. NCBI's taxonomy places the organism in Eukaryota, Viridiplantae, Streptophyta, Charophyceae, Charales, Characeae. The record is from the annotation of a GenBank genome assembly.
ACUGCGAGAGAGGCAGUAGCAGUGGCUGAACGCGCGUUAGAAGCAGCAACAGCUCGUGCAGUAGCAAUGGCUACCUCUUCGGCCACUUCUGCUGCAAACUCUACUGGUCAUGCGACCAGUUCAUAGUCCAUCUCCAGUAUGUCAGGAACUGGCACUAUUCAGAUGGUAGGUUCGCAGUCCAGCUCGCCACCUCCACGCACCCGGGAUCAGAUGGAGCUCCAGCAAAUAGAGAGGAUUCGCUUAAGGCUAGAGGAGGAACUUAGACAGGCUACUAAAAUAGAGAAAGAGAUUAGAGAUAGGAGUGUUAGACUAGAGGGUAGGGAGGUAGACAAGGCUGCAUUAAAGGGGUUAGAUGACUCGACCCUUAUCAAUAAUGAAAAGAUUCUAAAGGCGAGCAUCCUGUCCAUGCACGCAUACAUGGACAGUAAACUGAAUACAAUCCAGAACACCUUGGAACAGAUCCUAAAUGCCAUGCACAAACCAGGAAUCAGGCCAGCAGUCUUGUCGUCGCUGCCAUUCUCAGCGAUGACAGGUCCCUAUGUCGCUCAGUCUGGACCACCACCAAGUGGUACAUCAGCAGCAGCCUUAUCUCAGACUGUUGCUUCUUCAUCGUCCGGUCCAGCGACUGGUGCUACACCACAGUCGCCACUUGUCUCGCCAGCGGGACAACAAUUUCAUUGGUAUCCCAAGACACCCCUGAAACCACCUCCAGCCUUCUCAGGAGACAAGAAGGACGAGGCUCUCAACACGUGGUUGAGAACGGUGCCAGUAUGGGUGAGGGCAAAGAGGACAUUGGUAGAGGAGGAAGUGAUUACUUCUGCAUCCUACUUAGAGGGUUCAGCAACUCACUGGCUUAAUGGAUUGGUAGCUUCAAAGGGGUUCGGCAAGAACAUAGUGUUGGCUCAGCAGGAAGGGAAAAAGUUGAGACCGGUCGAAUACAUGAGCAAAAAGAUGCCAUCGAAAAAGUUGCCAAAUUCCACCUACGAGAGGGAACUUUACGCUCUUUACAAGACACUUGUCCACUGGAGGCAUUAUCUGUUAGGAAGGUUCUUCUACUUGAGAACUGACAAUCAGACCCUCAAGUGGAUCAAGACACAACCAGUUCUCUCUGACGCUUUCAAACGGUGGAUUGAAGUCAUAGACCAAUAUGACUUCAAACUAGAUUAUCUGAAGGGAGAGUACACCAAGGUCACAGAUGCGUUGUCUAGAAGGGCAGAUUACCUGGGUGCGCUGAUUUAUGAGUUUGGCCUAUCUGAGGACGUGACUCGAUCUAUGGAGGAAGCCUACAGGGAAGAUCCCAUCACAAUGGACAUCAUCAACAAACUUCGGGUUAAGGACAAGGCCACCACUGAUGAGUUUGUGAUGGUGGAUGGGUUGCUCUUUCUUGAGAAGGCAGGGUUUAAGAGAUUAGUUGUUCCAUCUAAGGAAGAUUUGCGUAAUUUAUUCUUAGGAGAAUGCCAUGCCGCAACGGGACAUUUCGACUAUAAGAAGACUAGUGCUAACUUAGAACAACGAUUUUGGUGGCCUAACAUGUUGGACGAUGCAAAGAAGUACGUACAGACCUGUCAGGUCUGUCAGCGGGACAAACCGUGGACUCGAGCUCCACUUGGGUUACUCAAGCCUCUACCCAUUCCUGCUGGCCCAGGACAGAGUAUCUCCAUGGACUUCAUGGAUACUCUCGUGACCAGCAAGAAUGGCAAGAGGCACAACUUCGUCAUAGUGGAUAGGUUCACUAAGUACGCUAGACUAAUCGUCAUGCCAAAGACUGUCAGAACUGAGCACGUCAUCAAGUUGUUCAUGGACAACUGGGGCAAUUUGUUCAAGGCGCAGCGACACUUCACGCAGCUGAAGAGGUAUGCGGCAGCAACAAUAGACGUGUUUGUGGACAUUUGGAACCACAGAGAGUACGAGUUCGAUCAGCGUAAUCACCGCGGUAUCAUGGCAUACAUGAGGGAGCACGAUAUCGCGGAUAGACGAGCCGUGGAGGAGUUCCUUGUCGAGGAGGCCGGGCGAGCAGAGGCCGGGGGCAGUGAGGAGGGUGGAGGGGCAGGCCCGUCACCCGAUUUGUCGGGAGAGGAUUUGGUUAUGACUGCACGAGGAAAGAGGCCGGUGGAGAGUGGAGUUGAGGGCGUGCCGCAGGGGCGCAAGAGACAGCGGCAGUCAAGACUGGACGAGGUGUACGAUCCGGAUGGGCAGGCCGGAUUCAGGGACACUUUUUUGCAGUGGGCCUACAAUGCCGGUAUUCUGUUUGCUGCAUUCAGGAGGCAGUCAUGGAUUCGGCACAAGAAGCAGUUGGCCGCCAUGCCUCGCGGAGUGCGGCCAGUUUAUCCGUCCUUCAAGGAUAUUGGGGGCGCGGGUAUUGAUGAGCAGCGAGGGAAGGUUGCCGCGAUGUUGAGGGAGGUCCGCAGUUCAUUUGAGUCGGUAGGGGCGACCAUUUUGUCGGACGGUAGGCAGUCGCGAGACGCUAGGCUUAUAGUCAACUUCCUCGAAGCCGCCAAGCGCGGUGCCCUCUUGUACGCCACCGUCCAGCGAGACGGUUCAGCGUCCGAGACGACACAGAUCGCGAGGCGUAAUGCCUUAGAGAGCAUGCUUCAUGACGACGAGUGGGACAAGAUCCCAUGGGAGCCGUCAAAGCGUAGACAAACUCUGUGGGUUCGACAGAUCCGCACUAUGCAUAUGCUUGAGCCUGCGCAUGCUGCGGCGCACCUGCUCAACCCCCACAGACGCUCUCUCCGUUACUACGAGUCCGCCCGUAAGACAGCUGCGGACCUCGAGGUCGUUACCGAGUGCGACUCGUUUUUCUUGGCGCAGACAGGCGGUGAUCCGGCGGGGGAUGCAUACUUGCAGGUGCGUGAGCAGAUGCGAUCCUUCCACUCCAGGGUCGGCCACACGACAGACAGGGUGACGAGGGACGCCGAGGCGGAGGCCUGUGUAGGGGACGACGAGACGAGCAGGUGCGCGUCAUGGUGGGUGGAACACGACGCAUGUUUCCCGGAUUCGCAUGAGAUCGCUGGCCGUGUGAUGCACAUGUGGAUGUCCGCCUCUCCUGCUGAGACGAAUUGGGCAAAGCAUGAGCGCAUCCACAUGGCCAAGCGCAACAAACUCGAGUUCAGGAAGGUCGAGCAGUUAGUUGAGAUUGCUACAAAUCUUAAACUACUUGGAUGCAGCGAGUGGAGUGGGGGGUACGUUCUUCCGUGGGGUCACAUGGUGACCGCCGAGGCGCAGCCAGAGGAGUACACACACCCGGUGGUCGCAGAUAAGGAUGAGGAGGAGGAGCCUGAGCCAGAGGAGUGGGGAGCUAGACCUCAGGCAGGAGUGCCGACACACAAGAUCGGUGCACAGGUUCGUCGCUUCCAGCAGGAGGGUGCUCGUCGCCCAGUGGGAGUUGCCGAGGUUUUCGGUGCCAGAGCCGAGAUACUCCAUCCUUACGACUACGUGCCUCCACCGCCAGCAGAGCCGGUGCAGGCAUCGGAGGACCAGACGGACACGGAGGGCGGAAAGGAUGUGCCACCUGGUGUAGAUAAGAUUGCGGAGAGACUCUACUACACAUAUGGAGGAGGAGCCGAUGGACUCCAGCCACGCUGCACAUUCAUUCGGGAGAGCGACGACGAUCCCAUCCCCGCCAAUGAUAUAGGGUUGGAGCGAGGACGGCGAGACGCUUCAGGCAGCACCAGCAGAGUUGCCAGACGUGGCGGUAGUGGAGAUGCUUUAGGCGGGUCUAGUGGCGCACCCCUUGGCAGGUGCAGAGAGAGGGAGGUGACCGGGCUGGACAGCGCGGGCGACGACGACGACGACGACGAGCCGUUACUGCUUCGCAGAGCACGGUUGGCGCAGCAGGGAGCCGCGCGGCCCGCGCCUGCCGCCGAGGGUCUCAGGAAAUCGGCGAGGCUGCAGCAGACGCUGGCGGGAUCGACUUCAAGUGGUAGACGUGAGGCGUCGGACCACCUAGACGACAUCGGAGCUGAGGAGCAUUUCCCGAUCCAGCAUACACCCACCUCAGCACCUCGAGGCGACAGUCAGCAGAGGGAGAUGCGCACAAGUGACUUUCAGGGCCUUGGACCAGGAUUUGCGGGCAGCGGUGUUCGAGGGCGGACUGACGGGCGAGAGAGAGUGGGGGAUGAGGCCGACUAUCAUCCUGUGCAGGGUGGUGGAGCAGAGUCUAUGGAGGAGCUCCAUGCUCGGAUGGAUCGAGAGGAGGAGCAGCGGCUGGAGGGGUUGCAGAGAGAGUGGGCGGGUAGAGAUAAGUACAUGGCGGAGCAGCAACGUGUUAGAGACUUGGAGACGAGUACUGCAGUCCGUGAUCCAGGCGAUCCAGCCACUCAGGAGGCAGUUCCUAUGGACGGCGAUUCAGGCGAGUUGGAUGGAGGCCGUAGACCCGAUGCGGAGGGCGAUGAUGGGGCGGGUGAUGCCGACCGUCUUGCACCUGCGCACAGUACCGGUCCAUCUCGAUCGUCACACGGGCCGAUUGGGGGUGACGCAUGUGGACCUGUACAAGGCGAUGCACAUGUGGACGACGCCGGAGGCAGUAUGUCGUGGGUGUUGGUGUUGCGUCAUCCUUCACCGGUGGCGCACGAGGAUGCGUCACAUCUUGCGGAGGGUAGAGGUGGUGUUGAUGAGGAGGGGGAGGGCGGUACGACACAUGACCGUCCUGACCCAAUGAGAGCAGAUAUGGAGGGGCAGAUUACACUAGGCCUACUUGACCCUGACGCGUUGCACCAUGCGGCAGUGGAGGAUCCGAUUACCACAUGACUUGCAGGAUCUGUCGGUGUCGUAGUUCGCUCGCCCCCGCUGUACACACCUUUGAGCCCUUUGUAUUCCGGCUCUCCUGCGAGCUUGGAGCGCGAGCAGCAACGUUC